This is a messenger RNA of Megalobrama amblycephala (Wuchang bream), 1238 nucleotides long. It is a transcript of the gene tex55, whose product is annotated as testis expressed 55. The transcript has 4 exons. The record is from RefSeq and is a predicted model, not a curated record. Lineage: Eukaryota; Metazoa; Chordata; Actinopteri; Cypriniformes; Xenocyprididae. The coding region runs from base 287 to 544 and encodes 85 amino acids.
GGCAUAAAUUGCAAAAGUAAAAUUUCGACCGUACGAAUACAGUUUUUCUGCGUUUUAACAACGCUUUUCUACGAUUCUUUAUCAAAGGCGCUGUCCCAGGGAACUGUGCCCAAUGACAUCAUCCAAGCCUUUUGUAUACAGUUGCUAGGGGUUACUGGGUGACAUUUCAAACAGUCCUGCUCGAGAUACGCGGUCUCGUUUCUCUAUAUUAACAUAAAACGAACUGAAGACAAAGUUUGAUCUUUGUUUUAAACUGAGUACACUACAUUAGCAUAAACUUUGUGAGAUGGCAGAUUCUGUUCUAUCAGAAAAACUGCUUAUCACCGAGAGUGCGGAGAGCUUUCGUGGUACCUCAGUGUUCACGGAUCCUUAUGAACGCUCUGUUAAAUAUAUGGAGACUCAUAAUAUUCUUCAGAUAUUUCAGGACAUCACAGAGAAACUGGUUUUUGAUAGACCAGAUGAUCCACUUCAGUUCAUGUUAGAACAGGUGCAAAUGAAGAUCAAAGUCCGUGAUGAGUCAAGCAAUACAUUUGUCAAAUCAUAAUGAAUUCUAAAGCAAAGUAACAAGUGCUUUGCAAGGAAUUUAAUCUAAGUUUAUUCUUUUAUUUAUAUAUUUCUUUAAAUGAGGUGUUUUGGUUGCUACAGGUCAUUCAGUGACUCUGCAUUGUUGUUGUUUCCAAGCAACUGUCUUCCAAAUUUAUCAAGUUUGUGAGUGUCUUUGACCUAAAUAUCUCAAUAUACUCAAGUGGCAAGUUAGAUCUUUUAAAUCUAAAAACAAUAUGUAACUUGAGAGGAAUUACUGACAGGCGUUCUAUGGAUAUCGGAGCCACAUAAUGGAUUGAUUUGCAUGCUAGCAUUAUCACUCACAAUUCUCAGAUUGUUAUUGUUAUAUGAAAUAACUAUAUUUUAUAUUUUAUGUAUCUAUAUGUUAUAUAUCUAUAUAUAUUUUUUAUACAUCUCUAUUUUGUAUUAUUUUAUAAUACAAAGUAACUUCUAGUUUCCACAUUUUGCAAGUAUUCUCCAUAAAAUUGCUUGCCAGACACAAGCUGGCUUUUGCUCUGUACUCAAAUUUCCAUGAUGUAUCUUAGCUGCAUAAAUAAAGGAAGUCUUUGUUUAAAGUAGGCUCUUCUUACAGGGUAUUUCUAUAGUUAUUUACAUUUACUCUGGAGCAACAUCUUAUGUUUCAAGACUGGUUUAUCACAUUUUUAAAUAAAAAUGAAUAUCACAAUAAGUUCACA